Messenger RNA from Anisakis simplex (herring worm), 153 nucleotides. NCBI's taxonomy places the organism in Eukaryota, Metazoa, Nematoda, Chromadorea, Rhabditida, Anisakidae. The record is from the annotation of a GenBank genome assembly.
AUGAAUUUCAUUGCUAGUACAGCGAUGUUAUUUGUUGGUGCUGAAGAUACGUUUUGGUUGUUGGUGGCAGUCACUGAGAAGUACUUCAACUCCUCAUAUUUUGAUCAAUCACUUACUGGAGCUCAGGCUGAUCAGGUUACUUUUGAUCAUUAA